Molecule: messenger RNA, 1685 nt
Organism: Ricinus communis (castor bean)
Lineage: Eukaryota; Viridiplantae; Streptophyta; Magnoliopsida; Malpighiales; Euphorbiaceae
Product: two-component response regulator-like PRR37
Exons: 4
Coding region: 332-1381 (349 amino acids)
Biological process (GO): regulation of flower development
Cellular component (GO): nucleus
Molecular function (GO): protein binding
Source: RefSeq, a predicted model, not a curated record
CAUUGUUGUAGAUAGAGAGAGAGAGAGAGCAGAAAUUGACAUGUUUUUUUCUUGUAGCAAAGUGAGAUUUCAAGCUUUGAUUAAAUAAAUCAGAGCCCAAGUGACCCAAAAAGAAAACGAGUGAGAAAAAAAAAACAAAAAAAAUCAGAGCCAAGCGUCACUUGUGCGGCUUUGUGGCAGUUUUAUUGCCAGUAUACAAAAAACAAACUAGUCCAACAAAAAAAUUUGUAAUCAAUAGAAGCAGCAGCAGCAGCUUCUCUCUUAGCUCUUUGUAUCAGUCUUCACUUUCUAGAGUUCAAUUCAGUCAAAUAAUUGAACUCAAGAAACUACAAUGUCUUCUGAUCUUUAUUUUUACGGUAGCUCUUUGUACCACCGUUCAAGCCCAGAAAUGGUCUCUUCUGAUGGUGACCUUUUUUUCCCUGACCCAUUUUCCCCUUUUUGUGAUUCUUCAACUGAAAUCUUUCAAGAUUUCUCGAACAACCAAAACACUCAAAGCCCACCUCAAAAUUCUAAUUUGUUGGACAAUUUUAGUCUAAACUUGCUCUCAUCUUCCCCCCCAAGUCACCAACUUGAGAAUUUAUCUCUCUAUCAAACGACUGCCCGUUUGCAGCAUCAGCCUCUUGCAAAUGUUUCUUCAAGUUGGUUUCCUGGUUUGGAUGUUUUGGGAGUGAAAACCGAGGAAUGUCAAAUGAGUUUUGACCCUUCUUACAGUAAUAAAAAUCAAUUCUUUAUGCCUCAUAGUCACACUAGCGGUAUGGAGAAUGUGACAAAGAUUAUGCAAAGAAGCUACAGCAGCAAUUCUUUCGAAGGCAAACCUGACGUUCUUUUUCAACCUCACUUUGACACUCUCCUAGAAUCAUCUUCGUCAUCUCCAAAUUAUCAUCAAAAUCAGACCUUAAGCCCACCUGAAAACACCUUUCUUGCUGGUCAUAUGAGAAGAGUUUGCAGCACUGGAGAUUUACAGAAUACAAGAACAGCGCAUACAAUUACAACACAGAGAUCAUUUUCAAGUCCUUCUGGUACAGAGAGUUCAUUUACAGAAGAAGCAAAUUUUAAAGUUGGUAGAUACAGUGCUGAAGAAAGAAAAGAUAGGAUUUCUAAGUACAGAGCUAAACGUAAUCAGAGAAACUUCACCAAAACAAUUAAGUAUGCAUGUCGAAAAACACUAGCAGACAACAGGCCUCGUAUACGUGGCAGAUUCGCGCGCAACGAUGAGACUGGUGAGAUUCCCAAAGCUGCAUGUUCUAGCAGACAUGAAGACGAAGAUGAGCUAUGGUUUGAUGGGGUGCAUAUAGAGGAAGACGAUGGAGGAAUUAUAGGAGGAGGAGAUUUCGUUAACACUAGUUACGGCCAAGCUCAGUUUCAGUAUUACAGUUACUGAAAUUGAUCAAGUUGGUGAAAGACGACUGUGUUUUUUAAGUAGAAGAGUUUUACUUUAGGACCUCAAGGGAAAAGCCCUUUUGAAGAAAGGAAUUCAAAGGGGUCUUGGAAAUAAGUCAUUGCUAAAAUUUUUAGUCGGUAGUUGGAGUUUAGUUUUAGCAGUUAAUAUUUCUGGUAGGGUCUUUCUUUUUCUUUUUCUUUUCCUUUGGGGUUCCCUUUUCACUGUUAUAGUUUAAUCAUUUGUCAUUUCCCUUGUGAAUGUAUAUGGUACUAAAUAAUGACUUACUACAAGGCAAUUUAUUUGA